AGCGGCAAGGCAGCGGCAAACUGUGAGGGGAACAGUCACAAGUCGUCCGUUGUAGUAACGUCGCAUAGCGACCAAGUUCUCGGGUGAAGCCACGGACAGGCACUGCUGAAACAACACACACACACACAGCCAUGAGCCAACAGACAGCAGCGAGAGAGUCAGGAGGAAGCUCGGAGUUGUCGGGUCAUGGAGGUGAUACUUUGAACCUAGCCUCUCUUUCCGGUGACAUAGAGCUGAAAGUUCCUGUUCAGGGUCCUGGGACCGAGACAAACACCAUUAAACAGCUUCUAAGCGAGUUCAAAGGACUCUACGAGCAGAGGUUAGGAUGCCUAGAAACGGACACCGCCGGAACGCCUGAGGAACUGCUACAGAGGAAAGUGAAUUUUCUGCGGUCUUAUGUGAAUGACCUCGCAGACCAGAACCAGGUGCUGGUUCAAACCAUUGAAGAUCUGCAGAACGAAGCCGAUGACAACGUUUCUAGUUGGGGAAUGAAGCCAUGCGUCUCCGAUCCUAGUUUGGAGGUGCCUGAAGUUGAUCUGAAUGCUUUGUUGCUGGAUGAGUUUGGUGGACCUGCCGCUCACAUCAAACACAGUGCUGGUUCUUUGGUCCAGAUCACCUCUGAGUUUGAAGACCUGAAAGUCCAGUUGCAAACUAAGGACAUGAUCAUCUCUGAUCUGGAGAAGCAGCUCAGAGAGACUUUCCAGCAGAAACAAAAGAACGCAACACAGAUGCUGGAAAGUAGCGAGAGGCUGGUGCACCUGCAGAGCGAGCUCUCCUGUCUGCAGCGGAUCCAGAAAGACAACACGAAGGAGAUAGCUGAGAAAGACAUCUGCAUCACCAAACUGCAAGCAAACAUUCAGCUGCUGCAACAAGAGGAGGCCGACACGCGCACUCAGCUCUCCAGGCUGUGCGAGACGGCGAGGGAGCUUCAGGAGGAGCUGAAGAGAAAAGAGGAGGAAUGGAGGCAAAGAGAUGAUGAACGGAGAGUGAAAUAUGAAAAAGAGCAUCAAAAAGCAGAGGAGAGGAGAAGGCAUCAGCAACAAAAGAGAGAGGAGGAGUGGGUGAAGAAAGUGGAGGAGGAGAGGAAGAGGGAGGAAGAGUGGAAGAGGGGGAUUGAGGAGGAGAGGAAGGCUCAUGCUGAAGCUGUUAAAAAGUGGGCUGAGAAGACAGCUAUUUUGAAUUCUGAGUUGAAGGUCAGCAGGAAGCAGGUGGAGCGACAGAACAGGGAGCUGUCUGAAUCCCACCAGAAGGAGGAGAUGCUUCUCUCUGAGGCGGAGGCCAAAAUGGUGUCUUUGAGGGGCGAGCUCAGCGCCUUAUUUGACAGAAGGAUGGAGGAGAAGGAAACAAAGAUUAACCAACUGAGUGAGGAGCUGAAUAGAGUGAGACAAAAGAUGAAAGAGCGAGAGAAACAUGUGAAGCACCUGAACCAUGAUGUGGUUGGCUUGCGAGCCGCACAGGACUCUCUGAAGAGAACCUUAGCUGUGAAGGAGAAACACACACACCAGCUGGUCCAAGACAACACGCAGCUCAAAGAAAGCCUGGCUUUGCUGCAGACCAAAUUACAAACCAGUGAAUUCAUGUUGAGCGGUAUUACUGAAUCCAUGGAUCAGACCAAAACUGGCCUGGACACAGAAAGACAGCAAAGGCAGCAGAUCCAGGACCAGUUGAACCAUGCCAACAAAGACAUGGAGCGUCUGCAGGAGGAACUGACCUGCGUACGUCGCACCACUGAAAAGAAGAUUCAGAAGAGGGAGACAAAGAUGUGUGCGCUGGUGCUGGAGCUCACAGAGAGUAAGAAGCAGCACUCUGAAUGUCAGAACGAGUUGGGCCGAAGAGAGACGGCUUUGGAGAAACUGUGCAAGGAGAGGGAUGAGCUGAGAGCCAAGAUGGAGGACCGGGGCAGAGAGUGUGUCCACCUCAACCAGACCAAAGAGAGGCUGGAGGCUGAUUUGGCUCUCAGCCAUGAGAAACUCCACACCUCACACCUGGAGGUUCGAAGCAGAGAUCAGUUAAUUCUGCAGUUAAGAGCUGAAAUAAAAACAGCCGAACAAAAGCAUCAAAAGACACUGGAGCAGGUGGCAGCACUGGAGGGUGAGGUAGGACACUUGAAACACAAGGUCAGAGGACACCAGGAAGAGGCCUGUCACUUAAGCGAAAAGGUCAGAGAUAUUGAGCACCUUAAAGACCAGAAGGAGAAAGAACAACUGCAGCUACACGAUUGCCUCCGUAUUAGUCAGCAACAGGUCGAGACAUUUGAAGAGAAGCUAAAGAAGCAGGAGGUCGAGAUGGAACUUCUUCAGCAGCAGCUUAAAGGAGCCAAGGAGGAGCUGAAAGAUGCCAGUUUGCAAGCCCAGGGGCAGAAAGAAAGUGUAGCCAUUUUUAAACAAAAAUACACAGCAGCAAUAGAGAAGGUGCAGAGGGUGCAAGGGCAGGUGGAGCUUCUGGAAGAAGAGCUACAGUACUCACAGCAACAGCUAAGAGAGUCCCAAGCAGCAACUCAUUCGGUGAAGGAAGAACUAGCUCAGAUGGUGAAGCGGUACCAUGAAAAGGUCAGCCAAUGGGAGAACUCACAGGAGGCUCUUGACCAGUUGACGGAUGAGCUCCAGGCCAAUCAAAAUGCACUGAGGGAGAAUCAGCAAAAAGUGGACGAUCUUAAAGGCCUGAUAGAUUCCCUGCAAGAGCAGGUGGACGCUCUCAAACAGCAGAAACUGAUGUCGGAGCGUGACCUCCGGCUGUAUCAGCAGAGUCAUUCACAUUCUGACGUUGAGUAUCUCAGCCUGUUGACACACAGACAGGAGCUGCAGAAGCGCUGUACUGAGCAGGUUGAGCGCCUUGCGGAGUGUGAAAAGGCUAUUCCUCAGAUGAAGUCAGAGCUGCAGAGACGAACCCAGGAAAAAGAGGGUCUGAAGCAAAGUUUGGCUGCAUCCCACCAUACGCACAUGAGUAAUCGCGGUCAGCUGGAACAGGAAGUGCUUCACCUGAAAAAGGAAGUUACACGUUUAGAGCUUGAGCUGGCAAACACCCAAAAGGUACAUGUGACACUUCUCAGACAGUCAGAGGAGGAGCUGAAGGAGGCCAGACGAGAGGCGGCAAGAAGGAGCAGCGAGCUGUGUGUGCAGAGAGAAGAGGCGCAGAGACUUCAGGAAGUGUUACAGAGGGAGGAGGAGGAGAUGAAGAACGCCAUCAGACAGAAACAGAGUCUGAGCAGUCACAUCAGGCAGUUGAGCCAAGAGCUGGAAGAGCUGGGCAGCAAGCACCGAGUGGCAGUGGAGGAGUUGGCAGCCCGUGCAGAGGAGGCGAGGCGGAUGGAGGGGUGCCUGAAUGAGGGAAAGCUAGCAGAGGGGAAAAUAAGGUCAAUGGCAGUGAAGCUGGAGUCGGAGGUGGCAGAACACAAGAGGAAUCUCCAGCAGGCUGUCGAUCACAAACUCAGGGCAGAGCGAGAGAAACAGGACGCACAGGACCAGGUGGACACACUUCGGUCAGAGCUGGAGGGGACACGGUCUGACAAUGCAAAGCUUCGCCAUGAAAGCCAGCUGGUUAUGACUAAUGUCAACCGCUGGAUUACGGAACAAAAGGCAUCCAACGAGAGCCUUACUGCCCAGAUGAAGGCCCAAAACAAGUUGCAUCUCAUUGCCACUGAAGAGAAAGAACAUCUUCAGGAGGCUAAUGACACAUUGAAGGCGGAGGUAAAGAGACUGAAAGAAGUGGCGGAUGAGAAGGAGAGAGACACGGAGCGCUUGAAGGCCCAGACUCGAGACCAGGGCACAUGGCAAGACGAGAGAACCAUGGAAAAGCAGGGGUUUGUGGCUCUGAACCUCAACAAAAUUGAGGACAUGCAGACUAGACUGCGAUGUAACCUGGAGGCUAUCGGAAUGCUAAAUCAACAAUUAAACGCCCUCAGCGGGGAGAAUAAGCGGUUGCGUAGGCAGCUGGAGGAGGAAAGGUCCAUGCGACUGCUCCCUCCUCCUCCCACCUCCCAGCAGUGCUCCUCCGUCCACCUCCCCUUCUCCCUCAGGGCCCGCCCACCUCCUCCCUCCACCUCCACCUCACUACCCUCAUCCCUCCGCCUCCCUCAUCCCCUGAGCCUGGACACAGCGACAAGGGACAUAGAAGGGAUUCUAACCCAAACUGAGCUGAGACAAGCUGUACUAGAGAGACCAGGUGAGUCCCGGGCUUUGGGUGAAGCUUUCUGGAUUAGGCCGACCGCCUCAGUCUCUCUGGAAGAUGCUCGGUCUGGGAGGACAAGCAGGGAUCUGACCAAAUGAAGCCCCCUGAAGACUUUGACCUGUCAUGACUUUUCGACCUCCAGCUCCUCACCAGGGAGUGCGCUCAGUAUGAGGUUAAUGUCCUUCAGGUCAAAGUCAAGUCCCAGGAUGCUCUUUGCCUGAGGGGUGCUCCAGAACCAGAGAAUGAUGGAAUUUCAUCAAAUCAACUCAAAAAGGUCUCUUCUGCUGUGCCAUGAAGACAUUUAUGCCACGAACAUAUUCACAUUUUUAUUGAAUAAAAUCUGACACAUUAAAGUAAAGCAAUUAGAUGUUCCAUCAAAACGUUGCAAUGCUAUGCGGAGUGGUAGCGAAUACUUCUUUAAAGACUUCUUCUAACACUAAGCACUCAAAUAUUUUUUUGUGACUGCACUUAUUUGAAAAUUCCAAACAGUUCUAAGGACCUAUAAUCAAUUUCAGCCAGGACAAAUUCUUCAGUGUUGAUGAAUGUGUCUUCCACUGGAGAAGCUUUAGAUAAAUUAGGAACGGCACAUCAUCAGUAUACCUCAGAUGUUGAUGUGAAUGGCUGUAACGCGGUCUCUGAUUACGCUGCAGCUGUGCACCAUGUGUCCUUCAUCUACUGCGGCGAAUGUGGCCGUGUGUCUUUAUGCGCGAGUGCAUUAUGUGUCUGCGUCUCUCUAAGUGCCUGUGGGGGUGGAGUGUGUGCUUGAAUGUUUAUUAUCA
Molecule: messenger RNA, 4946 nt
Organism: Larimichthys crocea (large yellow croaker)
Lineage: Eukaryota; Metazoa; Chordata; Actinopteri; Sciaenidae
Product: trichohyalin
Exons: 29
Coding region: 132-4265 (1377 amino acids)
Biological process (GO): spermatogenesis
Cellular component (GO): sperm head-tail coupling apparatus
Source: RefSeq, a predicted model, not a curated record